AUGCAAAAGAUGAUGAUGCGAUUGCCGCAGCUUUGGCCAACCCGGGUCCGACGCGUCAAAUCAUCCAUUGGAGCCACAGCUGACCGCACCAGCACGUUCAGCAUGUCGCACCGGUCGUUGACCGCGGCAACAGCAGCCUCACCGCUCUUUAGGCCGUCCACCAUCGGCCCGCGGAUAGCUUCUCCGUCAUCAUCAUCACCAGCAGUUAUUAGCGCCGCAGCUGCAGCCGCCUCCGCCGCUGCUGCUGCUGCUGCGCCUGUAACCCUCAGUCCCAGCUACCCUGGUACGCCAUCUUCGCGUCUUACUCCUGGCCCUGGUCGCCUGCAUCAGACCUUCACUCCAAGCCGCCAUAGCACACCUCCUUCGGACCUGUUGGCGCCCAGCGCCGCCCAGUGGUACGGCGUCAGUACGGCAUCAACAAUUUGUAAAGAUGCCGACAUGGUGGACGGCGCCGACAGCUGCAGUAGCAGCAACCCGGAGACCGCCGGCAGUAUCUCGUCCAGUAACCCGAAAUCUCCAAGGAAACGUGGUACCGCCGGCGCCGGAUCCAGGGCGACCCGCGGUACGACGGGCUCCGAAACCAGGAGCAGCGCUGCGGACAAGUCGUACAAGACUGAAGCGGUCAUGACUCCCGAGGCGGCCGUCUACUGGCGGAGGGCCAUGGAGGCGAUUGAUCGUCCCGGUCUGGGCCUGUUGUUGGGCUCCCUAGAGUGGGACCACCCUCUGGGGGUGAGCAGCCGGCGAGCCCGGGGCCGGGUGCAGUGCUACGACAGCUUCCUGGCGGCCAAGAGGAAACACCCCACAGCGGUGGUGCUGGUGCGGAUUGGCGAGUUCUACGAGGCGGUGGGUUUUGACGCGCUCGUCCUGUGCCAGUACGGCGGUCUCAACCCCAUGUCCCCCCACACGGGGGUGGCGGAGGCGGGAUUCCCCCGGGCCGCUAAUAGCCUGCGCCGACAGCUCAACAGACUGAUAGGGGCGGGCUUCACAGUGGCCAUGGUGGAGGAAGUACGGGAGGUACGGCGCUCCGGAAGUGCCGUACCCUUCAAGGAGCGCAAGCUUGUGGCCGUUGUCAGCUCAUCCUCGCCGUACUACCUGUACGGCGACGUGGAGGACGAGUACGAGGGGGACGACACGCCCUUGCCUAAACCCAUUAUGGGCAUCAGUGUACCCAGUUCCGGGGGGUAUCGGCUGAUGCGCUACUGCCCGCAGCGCCGUACGGUGCAGGUGCUGUCACAGCUGAGUACGGAAGCCCUGGUGUCGUACCUUCACGCUACGGGGGUGGCCCAACCGCUGAGGCUGCACACCAGCGUCCGGGAGCGGGAGAAGAUGGAAGGGAGGGGUCCACCGCUGGCCCGCGUCCUGUCGUCGUUGUUGGGUACGACAGUGGAGGAGUACGGCAUUGGCGCGGGUUCCGACUACGGCAUCGGAACGCCUGCACGCCCCAGCCCCACCCACCGAUCUUCCCGUGUUAACAGCGGUUUUGAUGACGUGUCGGGUUUUAAGCGCGUCGUUGCGGCAACGCUGGGUUUGGAUCCAGACGGACUGGAGGCGAUAGAUUCCGUCCCCUUCGCCUACGAGUCUUCCCCCUCCCCCUCCCCCGCCUCCCCCUAUAACGCCGGCUCUAUCGGCAGCGUCGCCCCCCUGCCGCCGUCACUCUCCACAGCGACCCAGCUCGGGCUGGCCGGCGCCCGCGGCGUACCCUCCCUCCUCUCCGCCGCGCUGCCGGAGGGAACACCCGCCCUCGCGCGCGAGUGGCUGCGGCGGCUGCUGCUGCUGCCGCCGCCGCCCACCGUGGCUGAGGACAUCCGGGCCGUGUGUAUGCAGCUGGCGGGGAGCGGGGAGGACGCGCUGCCGCUGCCGCCGCCGCUGGUGACGUCGGUGCCGGGGCCGCGGAUAGCGGCGCUGCUCGGGGAGGGGGCUGCCGGACACAACACACUGCGGGACCUCCGAACCAUGCUCAUCCGGGUUUCGGAGCUGCUCUCUCUACCCGGUCCCAGGGCCCGUGUGAUGCACUGCGCAUUGGGGGGCGUGCUGGAGUGGUCGCUGAAUGUGGGGGCGGGGCUGACGUGGGCUCAGGUCCCGGCGCACGUCUUCGCCGCGCACUGUACGGCAGCGGCUGAUGCCAUUGCCCAGGUCGUACCACCCCUCCUGGCGGCUAAUGAUCCGGGCUCCCUGGAGUCUUCAGGAGCUGAAAAAGAUGACGACUGCUCGGAUGGAGAGAGGUACGGGGCUUUGAGUGACUCCUAUUUAGGCAGCCUGGAGGACUCCGACGACCUGUCGCUGGGGGCCCAGGACGGCGGGGAAACAGAAAGUGCCGGCGGCACCGCCGCCGCCACCAGCCUGUCGGCGGUGUUGUUGCCGUACAUAAUGGCGUCGAUGGCAGGUGCUGGAACGGCCGCCGCCCCCGCUACCGGUCCUUCCCAGUCAAAAUCAUCUUCUUAUCUUACCGCCCAAAUGAGUUUUUUGAGGCGCCGCGCCUGGGGGGCCCUGGGGGUGCUGGUGGAGAGAAUGGAGAAAUUUAGACUGGCUGUACGGGAGGAGAGAAUGCAGGCGGCCGUGGACAAGGUAUCCUCCUGUCGUGCAGAGCUGGUGGCCGCUCUCGUGGAGCUGGUCUCGGCGCUGGAGGCGGGGGGUGCGGGGAAUAAUGCAGAUGUACGACUGGCAGCGCACGACGACGCGGUGUGGGCCCGAUUGUCCACCUUCGCCGGGGGAGUGGGGCGAAGGAAGAUGCCAGCAGCGCAGCAACGGUCGGUGGUUGAGGCUGUACGGCGGGCUAGCGGCCUCGAACUGAUCCACCCGCUCAACCGCAAGCGGGGGGUGGAAGGGGACAGGUACAGCAGUGUACGGCUGGAAGCUGCGGCGGCCGAUUACCGCCUCGCUGUGGAUCUGGCUGAGAAGGAGGCCCGUCGAGUCCUCCGGGAGCUCUGCAGCCACCUGCAUGGAGCUGGAACUGCUGGAGGUGGAGGAGCCCCCCACCACCUCAUGACGUUGCUGGCGGCUGCCGAGCUGUCCGUCGCCUUCACGGCGCUGGAGCGGCACGUGGCACGAACCAAGCAGGCGGGAUGGAACUGGCCAGCCAUGCCUGCCGUACACUCGUUGUCGCCUUCGCCCUCGCAGCCAGAGGCGCAAGGCACGGGCGUGUCAGGGAGCGUGUCGGGUUUUGGUGAUGUACGGCUGUGUCUUCCGGGUUUGUGGCCGUACUGGAUGGACAAGCGGGGGGCGGUGGCCAAUGACAUCAGUCUGGCAGCCGGCAGAAUGGCGCUCCUAACUGGGCCGAAUAUGGCGGGUAAAUCCACAGUCCUUCGCAGUGUCGCUGCAGCCGCCCUGCUCGCCACUUGCGGUCUCUCAGUACCGGCGGGGCCAGCUGGGGGGGGGAGGACGGCAAACACACACACCACCGACCACGUGCAAUGCACCGAGGAUGUGACGUCAUCUUGGAGCUCACCUGGAGCCUCCCCCUCCCCCUCCUCCCCCCCCUCCACUGACUUCUUCGUACCCUGGCUGAGCCACGUGUCCCUCCGCAACUUCAGCGGUGACUCCCCCCUGGAGGGGAAGAGCGCAUUUGCCGUGGAAAUGGAGGAUACAGCCCACACUUUGGCAGUGGCCCAAUCUGCUGGUCCCCGCUGUCUCGUACUCCUGGACGAGCUAGGCAAGGGUACGGAGGUGGUUUCGGGGUCCGCCUUGGCGGCCGCGGUGGUGGAGCAGCUGGUGACGGCGGGGGUGGCGGGGGUGUUUGCCACGCACCUGCACGACCUCGCCUACCUGCUGAGACCUCUGCAGCAGGCGGGCCGGCUGGAGUACUGGGCGAUGCAGGUGGCGGAGGCGCCGCCGGCGGCGGCGGCGGCGGCAACCUCAACGGCGGCGUCGCUGCCGCUGCCGCUUCAGCUUCAGCCCACUCGUCGUGUGUUGGUGGGCCAGACUUGUCUUCGCAGCCUGGCGCUGCAGGUGGCGGCGGCGUGUGGGAUGCAGGCGGAUGUGUUGGCGGCGGCGGCGAGGUACGAGACACUGCUGAGCGACGUGAUGCAGCGCGUCAGGCAGAGCAUGUACGGCGACAUGUAUGACAGCACGUACGGCGGCGUUGGUGUGGCGGAACGCUUGGACAUGACAAGGGUGAUGUCAGGAUCGGAGUCAGCCAGGGACCGAAUGCUGCGGCUAGGCGGCGCCGCCGCCGGCAUUGCUGUACAAGAGGACGAGCCGGCGGCAGCGGCUGUCCGGGACCAAGAGUCUCUGGGAAGCCGUACAAGUGGGGACCUGGCGGCGGAAGCGCCGUCGUUGUACGACUGGCAGCGUACGGCCAUCUCAACGGCGACGGCGACGGCCACCGCCGCCGCCGUGCAGGAAAACAUCUUUGACGGCGACGGUCCUUGCCCCCCGCGGGCCGCUGCCGCGGUGCUGCUCCUCCCCGCGGCGGAGAUGUUGCGGGAGGCAGUACGGCGGGCGAUGGCGGCGGCGGGGGGUGGACCCAUCGGUCCGGAUGCAGGUCAGCUCCACUGGGUGCGGCCGGAGUGGCGACCAGCCCCGGGGCACGUGGGGGAGGCCGUGGUGUACAUACUGCUCCGGCUAGCAGGAUGCGGCAAGCGCAACGCCACCAGCCUGCACUGCGUCUACUCUGUGAUACCUCGGAGUGCGGGGGGUAAGAGCGCGGCGUUGGACGUGGAGGCGGAGCUCAUAGGGCGGCUGCAGAGGGAGGGCUGGGAGCUCAAGUCCGACCACGACAAGAAGCGGGACGGACUGCACCGGCCGCAGCUGCCCGUGCAGACGUAG
Molecule: messenger RNA, 4764 nt
Organism: Volvox carteri f. nagariensis
Lineage: Eukaryota; Viridiplantae; Chlorophyta; Chlorophyceae; Chlamydomonadales; Volvocaceae
Exons: 21
Coding region: 1-4764 (1587 amino acids)
Biological process (GO): mismatch repair
Cellular component (GO): nucleus
Molecular function (GO): ATP binding; ATP-dependent DNA damage sensor activity; mismatched DNA binding
Source: RefSeq, a predicted model, not a curated record